GGAACUUGUCAUUGUCUGUCAUAUAUAUAAAGAAAUCAACAGAGUUCAAACUAUUUAGUUCUAUUUCAUUAUCCCUACAGUGCAAGUUUGUUGUUGGUUUGAUUGCAUUUUUGAAAAUUAUUCACUCGUUUUCUAUCGGUUUAAAAACUUAUAGUUUAGAAAUUUAGCAUCCUUAUUUGAAGUUCUUUGAUAGAAUCGUUUCUAUAGUUUUAACUAGUAAAGUUUAUUAUAACAGAGAUUUGUAAAUUUUAAAUUUAUAAAAAAUUAAACAUUUUUAACAAUUUUUUAAAAAAAUUGAGAUUGAGAGAUGGCUGAUUUAAAGAUUCACUUUUCAAUUCUCCUGCUACAGUUUUGUGUGCUGCUAAUCUUCCAGAUGGACUUGGCUAAUGCAAAAACACUUCCAUCCUUCAUAAUGCCCUGCAAAAGGAACGACGUCCAGCUUGGAUCCUGUCUGCAGAGAACUGUGGAAAAGCUGCGUCCGCAUCUAAAGACAGGAAUCCCCGAUCUCCAGCUUCCGCCCUACGACCCACUCUUCCUGCCACUGGUCACCCUCAGUGAGCAGUCUCCCGGCAAGGCCGUCCGAUUCACCGCUACCUUCACCGAUCUUUACGCUUAUGGAGCUCACAAAUCCCUCCUCAAACAAAUCAGUGUCGAUCUGAAGAAACCAUCCCUACGAACUCGGAUUGUGUUUCCAAAACUGAGAAUUGUCGCCAAUUAUGUGAUUGAUGGACAAGUUCUUAUUGUGCCAAUCAGAGGUGAAGGAAAGGCCAACUGUAACCUAACUAAUGUAGACGCUGACAUUGUAAUGAAUGGCAGGUACCUUCAGAAAAUGAAGAAACAGCAUUUCAAUGUACAGGAGAGUAAUGUGACUCUUUCAAUUGGAGGAGCUCAACUUUAUUUCGGCAAUCUUUUCAAUGGGAAUAAAGAAUUGGGAGACGCUACAAAUGUUUUCAUCAACAAGAAUUGGAAAGAGAUCAUUGAUGAAAUCAAACCAGUUAUUGAAGAUUCAGUUGCCUCGCUUGUCAAAUCGUUCAUUUCACCGAUUUUCGAUAACUUUAGUAUUGAUCAACUUCUUACAACAUAAUUAUUCAUGUUACCUCAACCAUAAUAAUUAUUGAUGUUAUAACUGUAGAUGUGUUACUAGAAAACCCUUUUUUCCUUCUCUCCAGAGGUUUCUGUCUGUUGAGACCUCAAGAUCUCACAUAAUAAAAGAGCCUCAAGGAUAUUCUACUAUAGUGGAUAAUAAAGAAGUGUACCAAUCUAUUUAUUUAUUUAUUCGUAUGAGAGAAGAUUGUAUGUAAUGUAGGUAUAUAUUAUUUUAUUGAUCGAUCCCUGUAUUCAUGUAUUUAUAAUUUUAAUAAAGAACUGCUAAAAUUUUUCUUGUUCUACAAAUUAAAAUAUUUCCUCUUUCCAUAAAUUUUUGCUCCAAUAUCUCAAUGUGGACAUCCCACAUGAAUGUAUCUUCACUCUUCUUAUAAGUACAACUUUUUAAUUUAAAUUAAAACUUCAAUUGAAACGAUAUUCAAUAGUUUUUAACUUUGAAGUUUCCAUUUACAAUAAGUGGACGAAAAAUAAUAUUGGAGUGCUACCACUAAUUCAUUUUUUUUUAAAUUAUUUUUCUAUCAAUAUAAACAGCAGACAGGGUGAAGCUACCCUACUAAUAACGAAAAGAAUUAAGGAAGAAAUAACAACAACAUAUAUUGCCCAGAAAAUGUAUAUAUAUUUAUUAUCUUAUAACUCUUUUAACUUGUUUUGAAGAAUGAGAUAUAAAUAUACGUUCUACAGGAAAUAAAAAACCGAAACUUAUGUUUUUUGACAUUUUCACAAUAAUAUUUUUUCUUAAAAAAAUAAUAUUAUCCAGCUCGUUUGUAUCGAUUUCUUUUGUUGCUCAAAAAUAAGAUUUUUGUGAUAACAUGAGCUGACAAUAAAAAUAUUAGCGUUGCUGUAAUUGUUAUAAAAUUUCUAAUGGAAAAUAAAUCGAACAACUAUAAAAAUCUUAAAUAAUGUGUUGUGAUUUGAUCGUACUGCUGCUAAGUUAUUGCAAUUUCUACUUUUAAAAACCACUGGAAUUAAAUAAAAUAUCAAGUAUGAGGUACAGUUAUGCAGAAUACGUAUUCAAUAUUAAUUUUGUAUGAAAUGCGCCUUAUUCAGUAUUCGAUAGUUUGUUGAAAUGCAUGAUUAUUCAACUUAUAUAUUGCAGAAGAUAGGAUUUCAAGAUAGAUUUCUCAGGUCCCUUAAAUGAUAAUAUCAAUGGUAACUCUAAAUGUCGUUACAGUAUUCAAAAAUCAACUGUAAAAAUUAACUCAAUUUGUUAAUUUAUUCCGGCUUAAACUAACUAUCAACAUAAUACUGUAUAAUAUUGAUCCUCUCUGAACCUUAGGAGAUAAAUCAAGCAUAGCUUCUGUUUCUUAUUUAUAAGUAUAUUAACACGAGUUCUUAUUAUAAAAGUUUUUUUUUGAAAAUUGGACUUGAAUAGAAUCUAAAAUAAUAAAAAAAUCCACAUAUUAUAUAAGUAGGCAUAAUACUCUUCAAUAUCAUAUGCAUAUAGUCAUUCAUACCUCUUAACUUUUAAACACUAUUCUAUAAUAUAAUUUACUUCAACACCAAGCUAAGCUAUUCGAUAUAUUCUUACUAUAAACUAUAUAAAAAGUAGAAUUUGUAAAUCUCAAGAAAGUUCAAUUAUUUCAGACAUUUAGUUUUCUCAUAUAUAUUCAUAAUAGCAUACACGAUUCAAUAUAGUAUAUUAACAAAAUACUUUAUAAUAAUAUUAUUUUAAAAUUCGAAUAGGAUAUAAAAGUAAUUGCUUCAAACACUGAUAAUGAUUAUUCAUUUAUUUAUCUUUUGUGCCCUCAUUACGCACAUACAAUAAAUAAAUUCAAGGUCAUAACUAUAAUGAUGUUAAUGGAUUGCUUUUUGAAUUAUUUUGGAAGGUCUAUAGUUUGUAUUAGGCAUAUUUUUGGUUAUUUAGUUGUAAGAACUAAUCUCCAUCUCCUCCCCACUUCAUAAAACAAUUAUGUGAUUGUUUCAGAAAUAAAGCUUUAUAGCUUUCAUUU
This is a messenger RNA of Nilaparvata lugens (brown planthopper), 3053 nucleotides long. Its product is annotated as protein takeout-like. The transcript has 5 exons. The record is from RefSeq and is a predicted model, not a curated record. Lineage: Eukaryota; Metazoa; Arthropoda; Insecta; Hemiptera; Delphacidae. The coding region runs from base 308 to 1084 and encodes 258 amino acids.